AUGCUAUUCUACUUCUCUCUUCUUACCCUUUCAGCGUUACUGGUAAUGCUGUUGUACCGUUACCGCAGUGUUCUUCCUCUUCCUCAGCGCUUGCGCUCUUUUCUUCAACACCCAUCUUCUGCCAACUAUGCCCCUCUCAACACAUUCGCAGAUCAAGCUGCUGCUGGCCUGUCAAGCUCCACGUUCGACAUCGAAGCGAAUAAUUUGAUGGAAGGGGAUUCGAGGCUUGGGCUGGAUGAGAAUGGGACGAGGGAGGUGAGGGAGAUCAUGAGAAGAGAGGGUGUCGCGUUCGACCAGGCCAGGUUGAUUCGGCAUAAUCGCAUUCUCGCGGCGAAUGGUAUUGACCCAUCCGGCAUGCCUAUGGAUGCGAAAGCGAUCACUCAUCUCUGA
Messenger RNA from Stereum hirsutum FP-91666 SS1, 390 nucleotides. RefSeq lists its product as uncharacterized. Bases 1 to 390 code for a protein of 129 amino acids. NCBI's taxonomy places the organism in Eukaryota, Fungi, Basidiomycota, Agaricomycetes, Russulales, Stereaceae. The transcript has 4 exons. The record is from RefSeq and is a predicted model, not a curated record.